Paracoccidioides brasiliensis Pb18 is the source of this 513-nucleotide messenger RNA. Its product is annotated as protein yop1. Bases 1 to 513 code for a protein of 170 amino acids. The transcript is spliced from 6 exons. The record is from RefSeq and is a predicted model, not a curated record.
AUGUCUUUCCAAGAUCGUGCUCAGCACCAGAUCGCUCAGAUCGAUAAAGAGCUGUCCAAAUACCCCGCCCUGAACAAUUUCGAGAGGCAGACUUCAGUCCCCAAGGUCUAUGCUUUCCUUGGCCUUGUUGGCAUCUACUUCUUCCUCGUUUUCUUCAACAUUGGUGGAGCGUUCCUCGUGAACUUCGCGGGUUUCUUGAUUCCUGGAUACUACUCUCUACAGGCUUUGUUCACGGUCGCAAAGGCUGAUGAUACUCAGUGGUUGACGUACUGGGUCGUCUUCGCCUUCUUGACUGUUAUCGAGAGCGCCAUCAGCGCGGCCUAUUGGUUCCCAUUCUACUAUCUCUUCAAGUUUGUUCUUAUUCUGUGGAUGGCCCUUCCCCAAACUAGCGGCGCACAACUCGUCUUCCACUCCUUUAUCCAGCCAGUUUUCUCCCGGUACUUCCUGAGUGGAUCUACUGCCUCCAACCUCCGGUCCCAGGUAGACCAGGCCACCAAAACCCACUCGUCAUAG